Gavialis gangeticus (Gharial) is the source of this 5171-nucleotide messenger RNA. It is a transcript of the gene BRIP1, whose product is annotated as BRCA1 interacting protein C-terminal helicase 1. Gene Ontology annotation, biological process: nucleotide-excision repair; double-strand break repair involved in meiotic recombination. Gene Ontology annotation, cellular component: nucleus. Gene Ontology annotation, molecular function: hydrolase activity, acting on acid anhydrides, in phosphorus-containing anhydrides; ATP binding; DNA binding. The transcript has 19 exons. Bases 80 to 3877 code for a protein of 1265 amino acids. The record is from RefSeq and is a predicted model, not a curated record. Lineage: Eukaryota; Metazoa; Chordata; Crocodylia; Gavialidae.
GCCGUACUUGUCAACAUUUGCUUUCAUCUUUCUCACAGGUAUAAAUCUGAGCUAAACAAGUGGUGGGGAAAACCUGACCAUGUCUUCUGACGUAUCAGAAUAUACCAUUGGUGGCGUAAAGAUUCUCUUUCCUUGCAAAGCUUACCCUUCCCAGCUUGCUAUGAUGAAUGCAAUUGUAAAGGGGUUAAAUUCUAGGCAACACUGUUUGCUGGAGAGCCCUACAGGAAGUGGUAAAAGUUUAGCCUUGCUUUGUUCUGCAUUGUCAUGGCAGCAAUCUUUAUAUGAGAAGUCAUUGGAUGAGUCUCCAUGUGAAAAGGAGUGCAAAAAGCCAGAGACCCCAUUGCCAUGUCUCUGUACAUGCCAUUCUCAGCCAGGAACUAAUGACACCAGUGCAGAUGUGAACCAAGGUGCUUCUUGUUCUUUCAGUAACUGUAAAACUGCAGGUUCCAUUGCGAGCAAGACGCCAUCCAGCAACAAAGAACACAACGCAAAAGCCACACUAUCUUCAAAAUUAUCUGCAAAGAAACGGGCAACUUUACAUGUAGAUGAAAAUGAUGAUUUUCAAGUAGACAGGAAAAGGAUUCGCUCAUUAGAAACUGAGCAGCAGAUGAGAAAACGUAAUAGUUUUGCAAAAGGAGUGCAGUUUGUUGAUGCUUUAGAAGUUUAUCAGCAGAAAAGAAAUGGGGAACUGAGUGUUCGUUUAGACAACGUUGCUUCCUUCUCUCAGAAAACGUCUCCUAUCCUUUGUACUCAGUGUUCCUGUUCUUCAAAAGAAAGUGGUAAAGAUGCUAGUAAUACAAAGAGGAAGGAAAAUGGAGGACAGCCACUCAUCCCCAAAAUAUAUUUUGGAACUCGAACACACAAGCAAAUAGCUCAGAUUACUAGAGAGCUGCGAAGGACGGCAUACUCUGGCACCCGUAUGACAAUUCUUUCUAGCCGGGAUCAUACUUGCAUUCAUCCGAGGGUGUCCAGUAGUGGCAACAGGAACGAAAAGUGUGUAGAGUUGCUGGAAGGAAAACAUGGCAGCUCCUGUUCUUAUUACCAUAGUGUCCAUAAAUUAAGUGAGCAACAUACACUACAGUUUGUACGUAAGACGUGUCAGGCUUGGGACAUAGAAGAACUUGUGAGCCUGGGAAAGAAACUGCGGGCAUGUCCCUAUUUUGCAGCUCGAGAGCUCAUGUCGGGGGCAGAUAUUGUAUUUUGUCCUUACAACUACCUCCUAGACCCCCAAAUAAGAGAGAGCAUGGAAAUUAAGCUAAAAGGCCAGGUAGUCAUUUUAGAUGAAGCCCACAAUAUUGAGGACUGUGCACGGGAGUCGGUCAGUUACAGCGUUACAGAAACCCAGCUGAGAUUUGCUCGUGAAGAACUAGAUUCCAUGGUCAACAACAACAUCAGACAGAAGGAUCAUGAGCCGCUGCGAGCUGUCUGUUGCAGUCUGGCAAACUGGUUACAGCAAACCUCCAGUCAGCUUAUAGAAAGAGGGUAUGAAACCUCCUGUAAAGUUUGGAAUGGAAAAGAAAUGCUCACCAUUUUGCAUUACAUGGGAAUAACCAAUGCUACAUUUCCCAUCUUACAGAAACAUUUUGCUGCCGUCCUUGAAAAGGAAGAAAAAGUAACAAAGUUCGAUGGUGGAGAAGAGCUUAUUGAGAUUCCCACUGUGAGUUCUGCCACUCAGUUUGUGCUAAAUGGACUAUUCAUGGUUCUUACGUAUCUUUUUAAAGAUAACAGCAGAUUUGCGGAUGACUACAGAGUUGCUUUACAACAAACAUAUGUUUGGACAAAUGAAACCCAACUUGAUAUUUCAGAUAGAAAUGGCUUCUUUCCACGACCAAAGCAUAAGCGGAGUUCGAGGCAGAAAACUCCAGUCCACAUGCUUCACUUUUGGUGCUUGAAUCCAGCUGUGGCCUUUUCAGACUUAAGUGAUAAUGUUAGGACAAUUGUCCUAACAUCGGGUACACUCUCUCCAAUGGACUCAUUUUCUUCAGAACUUGGUGUAAAAUUUUCCAUCCAGCUUGAGGCAAAUCAUGUUAUUUCGAACUCACAGGUUUGGGUUGGUACCAUUGGAGCAGGCCCCAGCGGUCGGAAGUUAUGUGCCACAUUCCAACAUGCAGAGACUUUUGAAUUCCAGGACGAAGUGGGAGCACUUCUGCUUUCAGUAUGUCAUACUGUUGGCCAAGGGGUUUUGUGCUUUCUGCCAUCUUACAAGCUGUUGGACAAAUUAAAAGAUCGCUGGAUACACACUGGCUUAUGGAGUAAUCUGGAGAUGGUUAAGACGGUCAUUGCAGAGCCUCAAGGAGGAGACAAGGGUGACUUUGAUGAAUUGCUGAAAAUAUACUAUGAUGCAAUAAAGCAUAAAGGCGGAAAAGAUGGAGCACUCCUCAUGGCUGUAUGCAGAGGGAAAGUUAGUGAAGGCCUGGAUUUCUCUGAUGAAAAUGCCCGUGCUGUUAUAACUAUAGGUAUCCCAUUUCCAAACGUGAAGGACCUCCAGGUUGAGCUGAAGAGGAAAUACAAUGACCAGCAUUCAAAGUUAAGAGGACUUUUACCAGGUAGCCAGUGGUAUGAAAUUCAAGCUUACAGAGCUCUCAACCAGGCUCUGGGCAGGUGUAUUCGACACAGGAAGGAUUGGGGUGCUCUUAUUUUAGUUGAUGACCGCUUCAGGAGUAAUCCUAAUAAAUAUAUAAGUGGAUUAUCAAAAUGGAUUCGUCAACAAAUCCAGCACCAUGACAAGUUUGGAAAUGCACUUGAAUCCUUGGGUGCAUUUGCUAAAAAAAAUCAGAAAGAAACUGAUUUAUCAUCCCAGUAUAAUAGUGAAUCUUUGCGUAUACCUUCAUGUUCAAAAGAGAUGCCAUCAGCUUCCUUAUUGGAGGCAACUCUUCAUCUGUCACCAUCUGUCUCUUUUGAAAGUCAGGUACAAAAUGUGAAGUUCCCAGAAGCUCAUUGCCCUGCAGCUGUCAACCCAAGUAAUCCUACAGCAUCCAGUCAGUCAAGUGACAUCAUGGCAACAAGGAAAAAAAGUGGUCAGACUUUUGGUGUAGAAAGUCCUUCUCACAAAACGCAACAGAAAGAAAAAAUGACAAACUCCAGACUAGACAAGAGAGAGAUUAAGAAGAGGAAUAGUUGGAGUAGUUCUGACCUGAUGAAAAGGUACUUCAGUAAGCCGUUGACUUCAACACCUCUUCCGGCAAACGAAAAUAAAUUCACGUCGAAAGCUAAGUGCAAUCAAGUAAAAAGCACUACUGAAACUAGUCAGCCAGUUGUUGAUGGGCAACGGUGCCAGUCAUCAUCACUUACAGAACUUAUACCAAGCAGACCAGCCUCAAAGUUGGAAAAAUGUCAUUCCCCAGCAAAAAAGACGGAGGCUGCAACAGCUAUGGGGAAUUCUGGUGGACAGAAACUUUCCAUAGAUCUAUGCACUGAGUUAUCUUCAGUAGAAGGGAAAGUUGAACCUUUAAAUGUAGAUACGGAAGCAGAAGAUGAGGAUGAUAGUAUCUAUUUCACACCUGAACUUUAUGAUGACAGACAAUCGGAGGAACAGGCAAACAAACUCUUAGGUCAAACAUGCCAUAACACUGGGAAUCAGAAUGAACAUGGAGUCAGCGUUGUAGCUGAAGAUCUUUUUGAUAUCAGUACUUCAAGUAUAGUAAGCACGGUUGGAGAGAUGAGACAUAAUGAUCCCUUGGGCUCAGGAUUUCAUGGAGUAAUGCAGAGUGACAAGAGUAUCACUAGUGCAGUUAAUGAUUUUGCAAACAUUUCUAGUGUAAGGGAAGUGGAGCAGAUAAUAUCUCAGGAAAUGGACACUAAGACAAAAAAAAGUAAACUUUCCAGAUCACGAAACCAAGGUGCGUGUCCUUUCCUGUUCAGUGAUACUAACCCAUAAUAUCAUGAUAUACAAGCAACAUUAAAAAUAAACUUCAUAUUUCUCGUAGGCUUUUUACCGAAUACGUAAGUCUCACUAGUAGGGAGACAGUAGAAUUAUAUUCUUAUUUUUAUCACUGUUAGCAUCAGCUUUGAUUUUUUUUGGUCAUUUUGUAUGCAAAUAACAGAGUAGUGGAUCUUUCUUUAGAUUUUAAGGUUAUUUUUCACAAUAUACAGCUAAGAGCCAAAUGUGAUGCAUGUCCCAAUAGCAUUCUACCAGUAAUUAUAGGGUAUGGGCAGUUUUCCAGUUGUAGGCUGAAUUAACUUGAUGCAAAACAAGCAAGGUAUUUAGUUCCCGAGAAAGCUGUAAGUGGAAACUUACCUACCUUUUAUACAGUGCUUGACCAAAUAAAUUGCUUGCAGUAGAUUUUGUAGCUCUUCAUUGUGUGUUUUGUUUUGAAGUAUCUUAAAUAUUUUCAUUUGUUAUAUUGAAUUAAAUCUGGCCCGCCUUCAGUGGUUUGGGCCAUUGUUAUUCCGAAAACCUGUACAAAGACCAAACCAAAUUUACACUUCAGAAAAUAAAAUAAUACAUUGCAGGAGACAUGUAAAGAACAUAGCCUUAGGAAUUAUUAUUUCACAGCUUUUAUGCUACAUAGUUUAACCUGGUGAAGUAAUGAUUUGGCAUUGAAUCAUCAGUGGCUUAAUAACAAAGGACAAAGAAGUAGCAAAGACUUUUUUUGUAAUAAAAUAGCAUGACUGAUGUUCAAGAAGAGACUGUUUUCAGUUUCAGUCACUGCUAUAUUAAUAAAUGCAGUGUCCCUGGAUUUCUUCCCCUUGUGUAUGGCUGUGAAAUUGGCAUUUAAAUGUUCUGUAUGUGGGUUGAAUCAGAAUUGUAAAUGAGUGAUUUCCCUGUGUUAUGAAACAAAAUACUGCUGUGAUAUCCAAUUGUACACAGCUGUGAAUUUGUUUGUAUCAGUCGUGAUGUAGACGGAAUCCUUUCUUUCCACAGUAAUCAUUGCUUUAUAAAAUGUGUUUUUUAUAUUUGAAGUAUGAUAAAAGUAUUGCAUUAUAUUAUUUGGUACUGUUCUGUAUUUUGGCUCAGAUUCUUGUGGCCUCAGUUGUAUCAGGUAAAGAUGAUACUUGUCUUACAAUUCAUACGAGAUUUUUAAUCAUCAAGGACUUACCAAUCUUUUGCUCUUCAUGGGACCUUGAGAAUUAGCUCAUCAAAAAGGUCUCGUGGAAUUUUCUCUAGAAUGUCAAAUGGAGAGAGUACUUUACCUUUUUGUGCUCAAGUCUAAAUAGAAUAUAAAACCUCU